UAACUGCCCUUUCUAUCCAGUAGGAUGUGUAUCUACUAUUCCUCAAUGCACAACGGACCAACAUCGUCUCGAGAAUCUGCAGUCGCACUUAAUUUGCAUCUUAAAACUUAUUCACAAGGAAGCAUCUUUUGAGGCUUUGAAAAAAAGGACUGAACAGUUGUUGGAGGCAUCAUCACCUGGACGGCUGGCAACUGCUCGUGAUGCAAGAUCACUAACUGUUGCGAUCAAGAGUAUUGAUGCAAAGCUUGGACCCUUAGAAGUUGAGGAAGAUGCAGAGGGCAAUGAGUUGAACGACGAAAAAGAGGACAACACUGAUCUAUCUACCAAGAAAGAUUGUUCAAUGGACUUGUCUCAUAAUGAAGAGCGGUCUUCUGACAUAUCGAAGAGUCAGAAUGAUUCCACAGCUUCAGACAACAAAAUAGUGUCACCUGACAAACCAGAGAAUGUUGUGGAACCGACAGUUAAAACGGAUUCAUCAACUAAUGAACACUGUGAGAAUGCAGUUAAAAAUAGGAGCCCGGGACCUCUAACAGAAAAUAAGGUCUCGAAAUCACCUGAAAAAAGUGAAGUCUCUCUGAGCACAUCCAAAGAACAUCAGGAUUUCACAACUUCAGCGCACAAAUUGGAGUCAUCCAAAAGUGAAGAGACUCCCAAAUCGCCCGAGAAGCAUCAGGUCUUAACAGCUUCUGAAGACAAAAAAGAGUGAUUCGCCAAAACUAAGGACUUCGCGGAACAAAUGAAUCUCAGGCAGUGAUAAACAAUAAAUUGGCACCUGGCUAAGGAAGAUUUAAGAGAAGCAUUGUUUUGGAAAAGGAAAAGAGCCAAAAAAGUCACAUAUUAAAAGUGAAUACAUGUGUAGCCACUGAAUAUUCGUACGAUAGCCUUAUGACUUUGUCAUCUUUUAGGCCUUUUUAAGUGUUAUUUAUUGACAGAUAUAAACAUUUUCUUGUAUAAAUAGUUGAUAACUAGCAAGUUUUCGCUUGCUUGUAAUUUAGACAGAUUUAUGUUUUUCAUUGA
This is a messenger RNA of Nicotiana tabacum (common tobacco), 1017 nucleotides long. NCBI's taxonomy places the organism in Eukaryota, Viridiplantae, Streptophyta, Magnoliopsida, Solanales, Solanaceae. The record is from RefSeq and is a predicted model, not a curated record.